Botrytis porri is the source of this 237-nucleotide messenger RNA. RefSeq lists its product as uncharacterized. Gene Ontology annotation, cellular component: membrane. The transcript has a single exon. NCBI's taxonomy places the organism in Eukaryota, Fungi, Ascomycota, Leotiomycetes, Helotiales, Sclerotiniaceae. Bases 1 to 237 code for a protein of 78 amino acids. The record is from RefSeq and is a predicted model, not a curated record.
AUGAUCUGCGCUGGCUGGACGGUUCUCACUGUCAUCUUCUACACUAUUGCUAGAAUCAGAUUCCUGGAUAGUGUGUCGAUCGGCUACGUUCAUGUUGCCCUCGAAACUGUGGCUGUUCUUUCAUGGCUCGCUAGUUUCAUUGCUGUAGCUGUUCAGGUUUCAACUGACACAUAUUCGACCGGGAAAACCCCAUGUAAGAUUCUCAUUGUGGCAACGGCCUUUGGUGCGCUCGAGUGA